GAGACGGCAAUCGAAACAGUGAAAACGUUGUUGGCAUUCGGUUACACAAUGGAGCCAGUCACUGGGGAUGCUGCAGAGACAGGUGACUGCUCAGCGACAGCGCAUGCUGCAUUUCAAGCACUUCAGGAGGGAUUGAAAAAACCCUUUCGAUUGGCAAUAAAAGCAUGCUGCUUGCCUUCUGAUUGCUGCAUGCUCUUUGCCCAUUCAUUCGUCCUUUGUUCUGCCACUUCUUUAGCCACCACAUAUCGGCUAUAA
Messenger RNA from Protopolystoma xenopodis, 255 nucleotides. The record is from the annotation of a GenBank genome assembly. NCBI's taxonomy places the organism in Eukaryota, Metazoa, Platyhelminthes, Monogenea, Polystomatidea, Polystomatidae.